AUGCAUCGACAAUGGAUGAUCAAGGUCUACCGUCCACAUAAGAACAUGUCUGAGGCUCUUCUUGAAGAUCAUGGCAAUCACCAUCAGACACUGCCAAGCAAAAAGGAUGUGGCGAUGAUGGUGAAACCUAACUUGGAGAGAAGAAGAGCAAUGAAGCAUAAGGGACCCGAUACACUCCAAAUUGCCGGGUCAAGCUUACCCGAUUGUUCUCAUGCCUGUGGAUCAUGCACACCAUGUCGACUUGUCAUGGUUAGCUUCGUUUGUGCGUCGCUUGAAGAGGCUGAGACAUGUCCUAUGGCUUACAAAUGCAUGUGCAAUAACAAGUCUUAUCCAGUUCCAUGAACAGAGAUUCAAAUGGUUUUUGAAUCAAAUUUGUUGCAUAUAUAGCUGUCUUUCAUCGUUCUUUCUUUGCCUUUUUCCGCUGCUCAAAUUUUUUUUGUUUGAUGUAGACAUCCUUCCCAUGUGUAACCAAAGAGUUUACAAGUUCUUUGAUUCUUAUGAAUGAGAGUUAGC
Messenger RNA from Ilex paraguariensis (yerba mate), 513 nucleotides. Lineage: Eukaryota; Viridiplantae; Streptophyta; Magnoliopsida; Aquifoliales; Aquifoliaceae. The record is from the annotation of a GenBank genome assembly.